Molecule: messenger RNA, 531 nt
Organism: Westerdykella ornata
Lineage: Eukaryota; Fungi; Ascomycota; Dothideomycetes; Pleosporales; Sporormiaceae
Product: Sedlin
Exons: 3
Coding region: 1-531 (176 amino acids)
Biological process (GO): endoplasmic reticulum to Golgi vesicle-mediated transport
Cellular component (GO): cytoplasm; TRAPP complex; nucleus
Source: RefSeq, a predicted model, not a curated record
AUGACGGGCAGAGUGCCGUCGAUUGCAUGCAUAGGGGUCAUCGGGAAGCACAACAAUCCCCUUCACAUUUCUCUGUUUCCGCCAGAAGAACGGGCACCCCUGGAAUUUCAGUUCCUUCUCUCGUCAUGCCUGGACAUCUUCGAGGCACGGUUACCCCACAAGCCCGCGGACCAGGACUUUGGGCUCCUUCAAGCUGUCGAUGAGCGCCUUGCCAUGUACGGGUGGUUGACGAACACGGGCGUCAAGUUCGUCAUCGUGGUAGACAUGGAGGGGCGGCCAGCGACUGCGUUAGACAGCAAAGCGGCCAUGGCUGUGGGCUUGAGAGACGCAGACUUGAAGCCAGCUUUCAGGGCGCUCCACACGGCAUAUAUCAUGCUAUUACGGAACCCCUUCUACAGCCCCGAUGAGCAUUCCCCAGUGACUGCGAACGCGGAGCACAGAGUAGGCUCUACCCAGAUCACCAGCCGCAAAUUCAUCCAGGAGGUCAAGAGAAUUGCGGAUACCUGGGCACCUGGAAUCACAAACAUCUGA